This is a messenger RNA of Culex pipiens pallens (northern house mosquito), 939 nucleotides long. RefSeq names its product GDNF-inducible zinc finger protein 1-like. The transcript is spliced from 3 exons. The coding region runs from base 178 to 939 and encodes 253 amino acids. NCBI's taxonomy places the organism in Eukaryota, Metazoa, Arthropoda, Insecta, Diptera, Culicidae. The record is from RefSeq and is a predicted model, not a curated record. Gene Ontology annotation, cellular component: nucleus. Gene Ontology annotation, biological process: regulation of transcription by RNA polymerase II. Gene Ontology annotation, molecular function: DNA-binding transcription factor activity, RNA polymerase II-specific; RNA polymerase II cis-regulatory region sequence-specific DNA binding; zinc ion binding.
UGGAAUGUACGUUCGCAGAAAGUUAGUGAAAGUUUGGGUUAAUUUUGGUUGAAAUGUCAAAUUAGAUGGAUGUUUGGAAGCAUUGUAAACAAAUGUUUGAAAACUGCACACAGAUUUAAAUUGAUUUCGUGAACAUUGGUUGGCGAAACUCUAAAUCGAUAGCAAAGCUAUUCACCAAUGGAAACCUCCAGCAUAACACCUCACCCCGAAGACAUUGCCCACUUCUGUCGAUUCUGCCUAACGAAAGCCCCAGCGCUGGUGCCGAUCCAGUCUACCGUCAAAGAUGUACCGAUUCCCAAGAUGUUCGUCCUGCUCACCGGUGUCACGAUAGACCUGAACGAUUCCUACCCUCAGAAAGCAUGCUCCGAGUGCUGCGGAAAGCUGGAAACGGCCUACAACGUGCGACAGUCGUUUCUGGACAAUGUGUUUAAAUUGCCUGAGUUUUUAAAAUCGCGUAAAGGCAACGUUGGGUCGGAGUCGGAAAAUGAUGAUGAUGUUGGCAUCAAAAAUGAACCUUGGGAAAGUUCAGGAGAAGCAUCAAGUGAAGACGGAAGCUCGUCAGAGUUUGAAUACGUAGAAGUGGAAGCACCGCCGAAGAAAAGAAAAAUAACAAAAGCAAUUAGCCUGUCCAAAGAAAAAAUCGUGGGUAAAAAUCCUCGCCAGAUUUACACCAAAGGUUCUGACGAAUCGAAGCAAUACACAUGCAAAUACGCAGGAUGCGAGUACGUUACCGCGGACUACUUCAAGUACCAUCAUCAUAAAAAAAGUCGACACGAGCGCAAUUUCGAGUGUUCGAUUUGCCAGAAACGGUUCCCAAAGCAGAUCCAACUUUCGAAUCACGCAAACUCGCACCUUGAGAAAAGCGAAAGGCCGUUUGCGUGCGAUCAGUGCGACCGAAAGUUUACCUCAAAGAGAGCCUACCCAGUCACGGCGUUCUAG